AUGGAGGGGAAAAAGAGGGAGUCGGAGGUGCAAGACACCAUACCGGGAGGAUCUUUGAAGAGGGAGAGAGAGGAGGAGACGACCGUGACGGAGGAGGAGGUGGAGGAAUUCUUCGCUAUCCUUGGCCGAAUACACGUGGCGGUAGAUUAUUUCAAGAAGCGUGACGGCAACUUACGAGACUUGACUGAUUUGCGAAAAGGGGAGUCGUUUAGUUUGGGAGGGAACGCCCAGGGAAACGGCGGCGGGAAGAAGGCGAAAAACAUGGAGGAGAAUGUGGGUUUGGAUUUGAAUGCUGAUCCGGAUACGAGUUCAGACCCGGUUUAAUCAUUCGUCACAGGUUCCCAAGCUACAUUGUUAUUGUCAGUGUUACCAUCUUUUGUUUC
Molecule: messenger RNA, 383 nt
Organism: Hibiscus syriacus
Lineage: Eukaryota; Viridiplantae; Streptophyta; Magnoliopsida; Malvales; Malvaceae
Product: protein NIM1-INTERACTING 2-like
Exons: 1
Coding region: 1-324 (107 amino acids)
Biological process (GO): regulation of systemic acquired resistance
Source: RefSeq, a predicted model, not a curated record